UAACUCAUUCUUCAAGAACAAAUGACGCGUAAUCAAUUGGCGUCAAUAAUUAAUUUACAUAGCUUCAAUAGUUCAGAGAAAAUUAUCACUAACAAAGAAUAAAUAAUCCUACGGUCUGUUACGCAAUGAGGAACUGUGCAUUAUUUUCGAUAGCAGUUAUCAAACACAAAAGGGAAACAAAAUCACAGUAUUACAUACGCCUCAAAUCGGAUGCGCACUACCUUACUGCGCAGAGACUACCGAACAUAGUAUUAUGACGCUCUUAUGGCUCGCAAUAUAAUUUGUAUUCCUAUCUCUACUCUGACCUUCCUCAAUGCGCUCAAAUGUAUUGUUAAAAUCAUAAAAUCGUUAAAAUGAGGGAUGUAAACUAGUUAUUAAGUAUUUACUUGCUUACUUCACACGUAUUUAUGAUUCACGUCAGUGUUAGUGAAACUAAAAGCAACAGAUUUUUUCAAAUUACCACUUAAGUAUCUACGUACUGCUUUAAACUUACAUAAUCGAUGAAAGAUUAAGUACACAAAUACAUGCAAUAUAAGUUACAUUUAAAUGUAGAUAUUCUUAUGUUAAUAACAACCGUAAUAUGUAUGCACAUGGAAUAUCUACUACCUCCAUUUUAAUUACAGUAAUACAUCAGCAUGACUCUUUAUCACGAAAUUAUAAAAAACUCAUAUCUUAUUAUAUUUGCCAUGUUUCUUGGAGUCGUGGGAAUUUUACUUUUUCUAUUUUUCAAAAAUUCUAAAAAAUCUUGGCGAUUUAUAUUUGAGGAACAAAAGUACGAUAUUUUUUAUGGCAUUAUGGGUCUCUCCGCACUUCUGGACGAUGCUAUUUCCAGAAACAAGAACAAAGUGGAAUUUCGCGAGUUGUCAGGCAAAGUAGCCGUUAUUACAGGCGGUGCAAGAGGGAUUGGUAAAGAAGUGGUAAAAAUGCUCCUAAAAUGUGGCAUUCACGUGGUCAUCGGUUGUCGAAAUAUUAAAGCGGGCGAACAGCUUUUUAAAGAGUUUAAAAGUGAAGGAAUUUCGGUUGAAAAUUGCACNAUUUGUUAUAUCCAAUUUUAA
Molecule: messenger RNA, 1055 nt
Organism: Agrilus planipennis (emerald ash borer)
Lineage: Eukaryota; Metazoa; Arthropoda; Insecta; Coleoptera; Buprestidae
Exons: 4
Coding region: 636-1055 (139 amino acids)
Source: RefSeq, a predicted model, not a curated record